Messenger RNA from Trichoderma atroviride IMI 206040, 1347 nucleotides. RefSeq lists its product as uncharacterized. Gene Ontology annotation, biological process: regulation of intracellular pH. Gene Ontology annotation, cellular component: vacuole; membrane. The record is from RefSeq and is a predicted model, not a curated record. Lineage: Eukaryota; Fungi; Ascomycota; Sordariomycetes; Hypocreales; Hypocreaceae.
AUGCCGGGAUCGCCGUCGUCCUCGUGGGCAGUCUACGGCUCUCGGUUUACGAACUUGGUCAAGCAUCCCAGCACGAGAGUCGUGGUUGCUUUCUGGCUACUUGGCCUAAUCAAUAAUGUGCUCUAUGUCAUCAUCCUCUCCGCCGCCCAAGACCUCGUCGGCUCGCUGCCAAAAGGCGUCGUCCUCCUCGCCGAUGUCGUGCCCUCGUUCUUCACAAAGCUCAUCGCCCCCUAUUUCAUCCAUCGCGUGCCGUACCCAAUACGAGUCCUCGUCUUCAUCGCGCUAUCCGCUGGCGGCAUGCUGAUGAUUGCGCUUACGCCUCCGUCAAAAUCGGUGCCUGUCAAGAUGGUGGGCGUUGUCCUGGCCAGCCUGAGUAGCGGCGGAGGGGAGCUCAGUUUCUUGGGACUUUCUCAUUACUAUGGACAUGUGAGCUUGGCGGGAUGGGGAUCUGGCACGGGCGCGGCAGGGCUGGUCGGCGCUGGGCUUUACGUACUAUUGACAGAUUGGUGGGGAUUCACCGUCCAGCAGAGCCUGCUCUUCUCGGCGUGUCUCCCCGCCAUCAUGUUCAUCAGCUUCUUCUUCGUGCUCCCGCUAGAACCGCUACGACAAGGCAGUGCGCUAAAAGAGUAUGAUGCUGUUCCCGGAAGAGACGAAGAUGAAGUGGAUGGAGACCCGACGGAGCAGGAAUUGGCGGCCAGUACUUCUGCCCUGCUUGCGCCAGAGCCUUCUGUCCUUUCGGCAAACACCGCCUACGCGAUGAACAAGGGCGAUGGACACUCGCUCAAGAACAAUCUGCGAAGAGCAAAAUCGCUGGUGAUUCCAUACAUGGCUCCUCUGUUUAUGGUAUACGUUGCCGAGUACACCAUCAACCAGGGCGUCUCACCAACGCUGCUCUUCCCACUCGAAUCGUCGCCAUUUAAAGAGUACCGCGAGUUUUAUCCGUUUUAUGGAUUUCUGUACCAGCUCGGCGUCUUCAUCUCGCGAUCCUCUACGGCCUUUGUCCGCAUCCACCACUUAUACAUUCCAUCUCUGCUCCAAGUGGGCAACCUCAUUCUGCUGACACUGCAUGCCAUGUUCUUCUUCAUCCCCUCCGUCUACAUUGUGUUCAUCAUCAUCUUCUGGGAAGGCCUCCUCGGCGGCGCCGUCUACGUGAACUGUUUUGCCGAAAUUAUGGAAAAGGUACCCGCUGAAGAACGAGAGUUUAGCCUCAGCGCCACGACAGUGAGUGACAGCGGGGGAAUAUGCAUCGCGGGGUUGAUUAGCAUCGUGAUGGAGACGAGUCUUUGCGAGUAUCAGGUCUCGCAUGGGCGGGAUUGGUGCAAGAGGAUUGGUCCUGCGCAUAGCUGA